CUGACGCUCGCAUUUAACAUGGCCGUCGAGCCGUGACACCCCUGGAGGACCAUCGUGUUUUUCGCCGUACAAACCGCAACGGUACGCCGGUACAACUCGUGCAAAUUCGCCGACAAAGGGGAAUUUGGUCGCAGGAAGCGCGUCGUUAAUAUUCGCGAGUAAGGAAUUUAAACGCUGAGACAUAUUUCCCCAAGAACAAUGGCACCGUUCAAGCUGAGGUUCUCAAAAAUGUCAAAAUCCCGGAGCAACGGGAGCAAAGGAAGUCGUAGCAAUAGCGUCGAGUGCGACGAGCCGGGCCAACAGCUUCAGCCAAAUUACAGCAAUACACAAACACUGGCAAAUUGCAACAGUCGACCGGAAACUCCGGGCACCGAAGCUGCAGCUGGAUUCCCAGACUCACCGCCACCUUCUUAUCAACAUGUGCUCGAAGAAACGCGACUGAAGCGUUCAGCGACAAACACAGAAGUCGACGUGGCCGAGGUGGAUGAGGAAUCCGAAGAGAAUCGUGAGGAGGAUAGGAGCAGAAAUCAACGUCACGAAAACACGUCGGACAAGAAGAACGAUCAACGUCGAAACAAGAACACUGAGAUACAGAGAAGUUCCGGCGGUGGAGGCGGCCCUGACGGCGGGGGCGGCGGCGGCGGAAGAACACCAGCCAAGGGACCGGAAAUCAUUCACAAAUCGAGCAAAGAGCUUUACAGAGCUGUUGCCAAGGAAUGGGGCAUCACGUGCAAGAUGAGCGAUCAAUGCAGAUGCUUCGAUUGUCAGAGUCACUACUUUGAUUGCGACUACGAGAAAGAUGAGCAGGGAAAGACUGACGGUGGUUUGGGCGCUGGUACGCCGAUGUUUAUCGCCGAAGUGAUGCACGGAACGGCCUGCGUCUUGCUGUAGAUCGAUUCUCCAAGGGCGAAGAGAAAAAAAUGGUCGUUGGACUGGAUCGAGAGCAUGAUCGAGUCUGCCACGGUGUCGAAACGCUUCAGGAAUGUUAAGUUUCCUGAAUCACUUGGAAUUUGCUGGCUGUUCGGACAGGAAUCGCAUGUAUUUUUGUUCAUCGGGCUGCCCACGAGCAGCUUAAAUAUUGGGAACAUAUUAACAAAUAUUGGGAAUAAGAAAGAGAGAAACAUCAAGAGGAACGAACUUAAAGAUUGUUUUUGAGGAAAGAAAAAAAACGUAUUUUUUCACUCCACUCCGGAAACAAACGUUUCGGAAUCCACAAGAAUUGGACCACCUCGAGAACCCGAAUGACUCCAAAUAAUCUCCAACUUCAAAUCCUCGGUUGGUCCGCACACGAACUGUCAACUUAGGGCAAACGUCGUUGAAAAGUACGUUGUAAUCGAAACAGAAAUCGCCUCGUUGCCCAAGAAUAUAGACUGAUCAGAUAUAAAGUGUUUUAUUGCUUAAUGUCAACUGCUUUUCAACAGUUGUCGAUAAUCAAUGGUCAGGGUAACCGUUACUUCAGCCUCGGCAAUGAUUCGUUGUUGCUAAAUUCGUCUGAACGAGGAUUUUUCUUUGAACUUUGAUGAAACUUCAGUCAAUGGAUCAAUGCUGUACAGAAUAAUGGAUUUCUCGAGUGUCUUCGAAGCUCUUUUGACGCUUGCUUCGUUCGUUACAUCCGAGACGACGAAUUUACUCAUUUUUUUGUGUUUCUGGGAACAAGAAUUUGUCAACUACUCGAUUACGAUCGUCGUCGGUGUUUCUCGUUCAGCGGUACGUUCGAAGCUAACGUGGGGUCUGAUUUAUCAGCACUGCAGUAAGUUGCUUAUCGAAGAAGCAAAAGCGCAAAAGGGACUCCGUCGACGAUUUUUCCUGACAACAUUUUUUCAAGUACAGCCACGUACUUGAAGAAAAAGUUACGUCAUUCCUCGAACUAAACGCUGACUGCUAUUUCGAAUAGGCUAAUUAUCUUAACUGUCGGUGUCACUAAUGUCAAUAUCUUUGCUCACCGCUCGCAACAGUCGCGAAAACGGUGAUUAGUCCGAUCGAACCAAAACUUCUGAAUUUUAAAUGUUUAAUGUUGUUCCGGAGAAUAAAGGACGCCGGUUUUGAGGACCGAAGAAAAAGUGCGGAAUUCCAGUCUCGUUAAUUAUCUUCGCAGAUCUCCGAUCAAAUUUCAGAGACAGAUCCGGCUCGACGAAAUCGACGGGCGGAUAUUUUAUUAACAGAUCAAAUCUCGAGUCUGAGACAAUGCAAUUUCUUUGUGCAGCUUUGUGUAAUCCGAAUUUAUGAUGCGGAAGAUCACAGAAUCGCAGAUAGAUUUAACAAAAUAUUCAUUGGCAAAACUGUCAAAAAACGUUUUAAUUCGUUGGUCAAUAAUCGCCGAGCAGCACAAACAUCGCGGCGGUGCAAUCAAAGCGAUUUUUUUAUUAUCAAUUGGUCAAUUAAGGCGAAGGAUUACUCGCUCAAGUCAAUAUCCACGGAUCGUGGAAAACAUCGAUCGCAGUCAUGGGAAAAAUCACGUUCACUUUGAAUUCAGUGGAAUUUUGAAAAUUGAGUAUUAACCCGUAGAUACUACACUGGUGCAAAUUUGCACCGACGAAAAUGUCAAGUGUCUAGAAAUUCCUUCAAUUUGGUCAUUUUUCUAUAAUAAAACUUGAAUUUUCAAUUUUUUCAAUGAUUGUAAUCGAUUACUAAGGAACUGUUACCCCUAAAAAGUCUCGUUGUAAGAUUAAUUCCAU
Molecule: messenger RNA, 2675 nt
Organism: Venturia canescens
Lineage: Eukaryota; Metazoa; Arthropoda; Insecta; Hymenoptera; Ichneumonidae
Exons: 4
Coding region: 199-891 (230 amino acids)
Source: RefSeq, a predicted model, not a curated record